This is a messenger RNA of Triticum aestivum (bread wheat), 821 nucleotides long. Its product is annotated as glycine-rich protein DOT1-like. Lineage: Eukaryota; Viridiplantae; Streptophyta; Magnoliopsida; Poales; Poaceae. The coding region runs from base 65 to 496 and encodes 143 amino acids. The record is from RefSeq and is a predicted model, not a curated record. The transcript has a single exon.
UAGUACAUCCGAAGUUUCGCUACGUACACAUUGUUCUGAUCUGUUCAACUCUCUUCCAUUCACGAUGGCGAGAGCACUCCUGGAGUCCUCGGGCGGCGCGGCGGCAGCGGCGUGGGGCUUCCUGCCGCCGUGGCUCGCGGCGCUCGGCAUGGUCGUGGCGUCGGUCUGGGUCGUCUCGUUCGCGGUGUUCCUCUGCGGCCGCAGCAGCUCGCACGACGACGUCGACGUCCCCAAGAGGAAGCCCGCCGCUGCUGCCACGGUGGCCAGGGCUAGCAGGCCGGCGAGCGUCGCGCCCACCAAGGUGAGGUCGUCGAGGUCCGGGAGCUCGGCGGUCGGCACGACGGGGUGGCACGGAGCCGCGUACGCCUCCGGUGGAUGCCAUGGCCACGGACACGGCCACGGGGGCGGCGGUGGUGGCGGCGGCUGCGGUGGCGGCGGAGGAGGAGGAGGUGGUGGUGGCGGUGGCUGCGGCGGCGGCGGCGGCGGAGGCUGCUAAGUUGGCGGGUUGAUUCAUUCGGUCUUGUGUUGGCAUGCAUGCACGGCGUAUUAAUGGCUGCAUGCAUGCGUGGUCAUCUUCGUUAAGUCAGUCUAGUGAUGUUAAUUUCAAGAUUAUGUGUGUUACGACCAUGGUGUUCUUUUUGGCGAUACAACCAUCGUGUUGGUUAGCUGCGGAUUAGUGUUUCUAUUAGUACGUCUUCCUAGAUUAUCUCCAUCGGAGAGUUAUUUGUUCCUGAUUUUCUUAUUUCAGUGCCUCGAAUGUUGACGACGAAAUGUAAUUCAACAAAUGUGUUUGUUGUUAUGAAUGUUUUUUGUUGCGUGAA